AUGUCUGUUCCGUAUAACAAGCUCGCAGAGCGCUGUAUUCGCCUUCUUGAUCUGUAUCCUGGAGAGCUCAACUCACCAUUUCGGGGAAGGCUCCGCCCUACUGGUUUAGAUAUCCCAGAAUUCUACGAGGCCCUUUCCUACACAUGGGGUUCACCUGAGACGGCUGCUUUCUUGCACUGCGAAAGUGGCUCACUACCCCUCACACUGAACCUUGUCCAGGCCCUGUUGCGACUACGGAGGACGGACACGAUUCGAACUCUGUGGAUUGACCAGAUAUGCAUCAAUCAGGAUGAUGAGAUUGAGCGAGGUCAACAGGUUGGUCUCAUGGGCGGUAUCUACAGAGGUGCAAGUAUUGUUGAUAUCUGGUUAGGGGAGGAAGAC
Mollisia scopiformis is the source of this 381-nucleotide messenger RNA. RefSeq names its product HET-domain-containing protein. The transcript has a single exon. The record is from RefSeq and is a predicted model, not a curated record. The annotation marks the transcript as partial. Lineage: Eukaryota; Fungi; Ascomycota; Leotiomycetes; Helotiales; Mollisiaceae.